UAACAGACAGUAAGCAGCAUACAGUUUGAACUUUUUUAUAUUAUUUUUAUAUAUUACAAGUUAGACCUGCUAUAGUUGGAUUGGAACAUCAGAAUGUCGGAAUCUCAGAAUUUGAAGGUUUACAGAGCAGCUGAAGUCAGAGAACAGAGCGAAAACGGGAAAACGUGGCUGAUUAUUUAUAACAAAGUCUACGAUGUUACAGAAUUUAAAUAUGAGCACCCAGGCGGUGAGCAUAUUCUAAAUCAAUACUCAGGAGAUGACGCCUCAUCUAUAUUCGUGUAUAUCAACCACUCAGAGUUCGCCCUCAAUUUAAUGAACAAAUACCUUAUAGGCGUUCUACACGAGGACGAUCGAGACAACAGAGGGGAAAAAUAAUAGACAUUUCCCAUGACGGUCGCCAGAAUCCAACAACGCAGCUCUGCGAGGUGUUUUUAAGAAAUCUCAUCAUCACAAUAUAUUAUGUCAAAGAAUGGAUGU
Molecule: messenger RNA, 477 nt
Organism: Lingula anatina
Lineage: Eukaryota; Metazoa; Brachiopoda; Lingulata; Lingulida; Lingulidae
Product: cytochrome b5-like
Cellular component (GO): intracellular membrane-bounded organelle; membrane
Molecular function (GO): heme binding
Source: RefSeq, a predicted model, not a curated record